GACAAAAGUGUGCACAUUAACUCUCAUAUAUGUGCACAUGGGAAAUAUACGCAUAGGAAUGGAAUAUAUUUAACAACAAAGCAUAUCGGACUUGGAUUAUGUAAAAACUGCAGGUCAAAACAGCGACCGGGACAUAUUACACAUUCUGCGGGAAAUUACCUCACUUCCCAACGGCGGAAAUUGUUUUCGUCAUCAGCCUUAUCUACCUCAAAAAAUCAAUUCUUUCGUCACAAUAUUUCUACAUUUGUAUUAUUAUUCAGCAUUAUUCAUUUGAGCCAGUCAUCUAGACAGAUAUUCGGGCAAUUAGUUGUCGGAGAAGAAACAAAUUGCACGAACGAGGGCGAGAAAGUUGAAGUAGAUUUAAUAAAAGAUAACCCUUGUUUUCAAUGUGUGUGUAAGGACCAGAAAGUCCAAUGCAAAUUCAGAUGCGAUAAAGAUCCGGUUUGUGCGGCUCCGAUGAACAAAGAUGGAGAAUGUUGCCCCGUUUGCAAAGAGUGUUACUACAGACGGAAAACCUUUCAAACCUCAACAGAGUGGAUUGAGGGAGAGAAGAACCCGUGCGAGAGGCUUUUCUGUAGAGACGGUAUAAUCACUCGUGCAAAACUACAAUGUCACACAACCUGUAAAGAUCCUCUACCUCCAUCUCCCGGACAGUGUUGCCCAUCUUGUCAAGGCUGUCUCUAUCAAGGCGCAGCAUACAGAGAAGGGGAGACUUUUCAGCUACCUCAAGAUAUGUGCGCAAGGUGUACAUGUACGAACGGUACCAUCAGCUGCUCAAAAGAUCCUUGUCCUGUAUUGGCUUGCAAGAGAGAAGACUACAGCAUGAGAGAGGAUGGCUGCUGUUUGGAGUGUGUAGGUCACCGAAUCCAACCCGAACUUGAUGGAGGGAGAUGUCGAAUGCCGGAACGAAUUCUACUUCCCGACGAAGCGGUUAGUGAGGAUGAAUGUACGCGAUGUAGAUGCAAGAAUGGCACUCUGAUUUGCGACACAAAAACUUGCCCUAUAUCACUGAGAUGUCCAAUGACAGAGUGGGUUUACAGACCUGGUGAAUGCUGCCCUCUCUGUCCUGAGGAUGUGCCGAGGAAAUGCGUGGAUUCGAAAGGAAGAACAAGGAAGCAUGGAGCUACGUGGCAAGAGGGGCGUGACUAUUGUCGAAACUGCCUAUGCGUGAACGCGUCAAUCACAUGUGAAAUCAACCGUUGCCAAGAUAAACCUAAAACGUGCCCUGAAGGCAAGACACUGGAACUUGUUCCUGGGAACUGCUGCAAGAUGUGCAUAGAUGAACCAGGAGUUUGUGCCGUGUUUGGAGACCCGCACUACAGAACAUUUGAUGGAAGGCCGUUCAAUUAUCAAGGAGAUUGCCGAUAUGUCAUCGCUAAAGACUGCAAGAGCAUGAACUUCUCCGUAGUUGUGGAAAACGACGCCAAAACUUCGAGAUCUUUUGCCUGGACGAAAGCGGUUUAUAUGACACUUAUGGGAUCCGGCAGCAAUGGCGAAACUACAGUCUCUCUUCAUCAGCGAUUAGUUACCAAAGUGAAUGAUCGAAAAGUAUCCUUGCCUUACAUAUCAAGGGCAGUCUACAUCACUAUGGAGCGAUACAUCGUCAAAGUUCGGACAAAAACUGGCGUUUCUCUGAACUGGGAUGGUGAUAGCUUCUUAGAGAUCGGAGCAACCAGUGCAUAUAAAGGCCUUCUUUGCGGAUUAUGCGGCAACUAUAACGGCUUUCCAAGAGAUGAUUUUAUUGGUGGAGACGGGUCGUUCAAGGUUGAUGAAAAUUCUUUUGCUGAAUCGUGGAAAUCUGAGACUGGAAGAUGUUCAAGACCAAAUUAUAGUAAAGGGCCCAGUGAACCGUGCAGUCAAAGCAUUAUGAUGAAACUCGAAGCAAAGAAAAAAUGUCAAGUUUUCAAAUCAGAGGAUUUCAGAGGAUGCUACGAUAAAGUGGACCCGCGGGAUUAUUACAGGUCCUGUCUCACAGACACAUGCGAAUGCCCGCCGAAUCACAAAUGUUCCUGCGAAUCCAUCCUCGCCUAUACUUCAGCGUGUGAGCGGAAAGGAGUCGUCGUGAAAUGGGAUAGACCAAUGUAUUGCAGAAAGACCUGCAAACGAGGCAAAGUUUACUCUCAAUGCGGUCCAGCGUGCAAGCCAACCUGCACGAAUUAUAAACGAUCACACACACGGAACUGUUCUAAGAUGUGCGUUGCGGGAUGUCACUGCCCCGCUGGAUACGCCAUACAUCGGAAGAGAUGCAUUCGAAUCAGCCAGUGUGAGAGCGCUCUUAGAUCGGCAGAGUUGAGAGUAAUUCAUCGGUCUUCGAAUUCAAGGCGACGAAGAAAGCGGACUCAAAUUAAAAUGAAAAAUGACGUUUUUGAAGAUAAUCCCAAUUUUAAAGCAGGGACGUGAUAUUUUUGACAAAAAAAAAUGAUUUAGUCAAUUUUUUCAAAUUUUUAUGACUCAAUCUACCUCUUUGAAAACGUUUUUCGUUUAAUGUGCAGACUGGAAGUCUCGUCCAAUCUGGUUAGCGCACGGCAUAUUUGGUCUCAGCAUAUUUAGUAGUGAUGAAUUCUUGAGAAAUCU
Messenger RNA from Styela clava, 2574 nucleotides. Lineage: Eukaryota; Metazoa; Chordata; Ascidiacea; Stolidobranchia; Styelidae. The record is from RefSeq and is a predicted model, not a curated record.